UCACCGCCUCUUCUCCGCCCCGCCGCAGCCAAAUCGCGCUUCUGCGCAGUUGGUGUUAUUGUGACUGCCGGGCCGUGGCCCCGGAUGUUGUGGCUGCUGGAGGGGAGAUGGAGGAGGCUGAAGGGGUGGCCGCGGCCCCGGGCCCAGCUUCGGGGUUGGCUUUCAGGGACCGCCGAGCUAUGUCCGGCUCCUGGGAGCGCGACCAGCAGGUUGAGGCGGCGCAGCGGGCCCUGGUGGAGGUGCUGGGCCCUUACGAGCCUCUGCUGAGCCGGGUGCAGGCAGCCCUGGUGUGGGAGCGGCCGGCCAGGAGCGCCCUGUGGUGCCUGGGGCUGAACGCGGCGUUCUGGUUCUUCGCACUGACGUCCCUUCGCUUUGUGUUUUUACUUGCAUUCAGCCUGAUGAUCAUUGUCUGUAUUGACCAGUGGAAGAACAAGAUUUGGCCUGAGAUAAAUGGUAAGAUUUGUAGCAUUUACAACAAUUUGAACUUGUCUGCAUGUCCGCGCUGGACUCCGAUUCCAGCCUCUAACCCCGUCUCCAUAGUGCCCAUCCCUACCAGUCCUUGGCCCUGUAGCAGAGACGUAAUUGCUGCUGCUUUCUUCUCCCAGUUCUGCCUGCUGAGCUGUGGGAUACUGACCUUUUUGGCUAUGUUGGGCCGCUACAUCCCUGGGCUCCUGCUGUCCUACUUGAUGCUUGUCAUCAUCAUGACGUGGCCUCUUGCUGUCUAUCACCGACUGUGGGAUCGAGCCUAUGUGCGCCUGAAGCCAGCUCUGCAGCGGCUGGACUUCAGUGUCCGCGGCUACAUGAUGUCCAAGCAGAGAGAAAGACAAUUGCGCCGCAGAGCUCUAUACUCAGAACGUGUGGUGGACAACCACAGUGACAGUGAAGAGGAACUUGCUGCCUUCUGUCCUCAGCUGGACGAUUCUACCGCUGCCAGGGAACUGGCUAUCACAGACUCGGAGCACUCUGAUGCUGAGGUCUCCUGUACAGAAAAUGGCACGUUUAACCUGUCAAGAGGCCAGACACCUCUAACAGAAGGCUCUGAAGACCUAGAUGGUCACAGUGAUCCAGAGGAAUCGUUUGCCAGAGACCUUCCAGACUUCCCUUCCAUUAAUGUGGACCCUGCUGGCCUGGACGACGAGGACGACACCAGCAUUGGGAUGCCUAGCUUGAUGUACCGCUCCUCAGCAGGGCCUGGGGACACCCAGGGCCUCCCUGCUAGUCGGAAUGAGGCUGCACUGCCAGAGCUCCUGCUUAGUUCCCUUCCCGGAGGAUCUAACCUUACCAGCAACCUUGCCAGCCUGGUCUCCCAGGGUAUGAUCCAACUGGCCUUGUCAGAGGCCUCCCAAACAGACUCUUCUGGCCCACCUCCCCGAAGAGCAGCAAGAGGCUUCCUCCGGGCCCCUAGUUCAGACCUGGACACUGAUGCUGAGGGAGAUGAUUUUGAACUUUUGGACCAAUCAGAGCUGAAUCAGCUAGACUCUGCCAGUUCUAGGAGCCACUGAGACUCCUUUGAGGGGGUCACUGUGAUGUAGGUUAUUUUCCUCCCCCCACUUACUGUGAUGGGGCAAGGGAAGAACUCAGUCUUGUUCCCUGAAUUUUAUCUGUGUGCUGGGUGGCCUGGCUGACGCAGAGGCCUGCUGAGAGAACAUACUCUUACCCUGCUGCCAGCGAGACGCCGUAUCUGUGCUUAGUCACUGAAGUGAGAACACACGCCCCCCAGGGAGGCUUCUCUCCAUCAGGGUGGUACUGCGGGCACCAAAGGGAUCUGAUUCCCCUUUGAGGAGGUAGUGCUGUUUGCUUUUAGUCUGGGUGCUCAGGGGCCCUCACUGAUACAAGAGCCCAUCUCUUCUCACCUCACUGGAGCCACAGAAGCCAGGCAGCAGCUACAGGAGUCAUCAUCUGUGUCUGUUACCAUGAUUUGAUUUGUGUCCUUUGGUUCUGCAGAGCAGGCCCACUUCCUGUCCCUGAGCCCAUCUUCAUUUCUAGAUGGCUGACCCUGAGCACUCCAGAGUGCUCGCAGAGUUUGAGAAGUGUGAACAUGAUGUGGGGCUGAGCCUCUUCUGUAUCACCUUGAGCUAUAGGACCAAUGGCUGGUGGGGCUGGUGAGCGCCCAUCUUGAGGUCUCAUGGAAUCUUCUGGAGCUGUGUGGUUGUCUUUGGUGCUGUUAACCCUUGGCUCCCUUUGGCCAUCAGUCUGAGCAGUGAGCAAAGCAAUAUCAUAUCCAUUUUUAUGUUCCUCUUUAUUCCUCUGCUCCUCCUCUGGAGAAGCAAUAAUCCCACAGGGGAUGGAUGGCAAAGUAGCACUUUACAAAUGGCAUGGCAUUCAUCCAGGAGCCACCAGCUCUUCUCCCAUACUGCUUCCUAACUCCUGUAAGGAGGAGCCCAGUUAGUAAGGAGGUGUUGGUAAUCAGCAGAGACCUUAUGAAGGGUAGGUGUUCUGCAGUCCCGAAUCAAAUCAUGUGAAACAACCCCUUAAAUGAUCAUUGGUUCUCAACCUGUGCCAGCGCACUGCCUCUCUGUCUCCCAAAUCAGAGCUCAAGCCAAAUUCUUGUAUCCUCUUUCCCUCUUGCAUUAACCCUUUGCUGAUCCUCAGGGACCACUCCCCCAGCACUCCCAUGUUUGGGUGAGGGAUGUUGGACAGAGCCCAUUUUCAUGUGCUGCAGGUUGGGGGUUGUGCUAACACUUUUGCUCUUGGUGAUGGACAAGGUAGAGGCCAGGGAGUGAAAAUACUUAACAGUGAGAAGAGGAAUGGCAGGUGCCUGCUUCACAGUCAGUGGGUGUGAAAGUUAGGCCUAAUAAUGGCACCUCCCCACUCCGGGUUCUCAGUUACUUUGGACAUCUCUUUCCUUAGAGCCAGAUGUCUUACAGUUGAACUCUGAUGUGGAACAAACAAAGGGAGGUGAGGGAAAGGCUUGGGAUUUUGCGUGUUUGCAUGAGUGUGUGUAGCUUUAUGCUUUGGGAGUUGGCAAGAGGAAGAGGGAGGGAGGGAAGCAAAUCAGGUCUGUCUUGUACCCGAGGGAUCCUGCUCCCAAUCUCCCAACUCCUCCACUGUGAAUUGGGCUGGGGUGGGGGGUGCUGGGGAAUAAAUCUUGUAUGAGAACAAUCUUUAGGAGACUGCUGUUGAGUCAUGUACUUCCUUGAUAGGUCUCAUUGAUCUCAUAAUAGCUAAUCUGGGGGUGGUGACCCUCAGAAGAGGAAGCCAGGGGCCCUCCUGCCCUUUCUAAUUUUCCCUCAUGAGGCCGCAACUCCCCCUACAACCAAGACAUAAAUACAGCUAACACCCUU
Messenger RNA from Apodemus sylvaticus (European woodmouse), 3284 nucleotides. It is a transcript of the gene Retreg3, whose product is annotated as reticulophagy regulator family member 3. Gene Ontology annotation, biological process: reticulophagy. The record is from RefSeq and is a predicted model, not a curated record. Lineage: Eukaryota; Metazoa; Chordata; Mammalia; Rodentia; Muridae. Bases 108 to 1502 code for a protein of 464 amino acids. The transcript has 7 exons.